AAGAAGCCUAUUUCUCACCGUCAACAGGAAACCAGGGAAGCGUCCUUGGAGAUGUUCCUAUUAGUAUAAGCUUCACAUUUUGCAUUCUGAGCGAAAACCAUCCCUACGGUAAUGAGGUGACAGAAUUUGGAGAUGCAAAGGGCAGUCGGAUAGUUUGAAGUAAUCAUGAGUGCGCCUAUGGUUAUUGGAAACCAGCUCAUCCUUGAAGAGGACUUUGAUGAAAACUACAUUCCCUCUGACCAAGAUAUCAGAGAGUAUGCAAUGCAGAUAGGCAUUGAUCUUGACAAUGAGACGGAGCUCAUGUGGCUGGCCAGGGAGGGCAUUGUUGCCCCUCUUCCACCGGAGUGGAAGCCUUGUCAAGAUGUAACAGGAGAAAUCUAUUAUUACAACUUCUCCUCUGGUGACUCCACUUGGGAUCACCCCUGCGAUGAGCACUACCGCGGCCUCGUUAUCCAAGAACGUGAACGCAACCAGCGCACUGCUGCAGCCGGUAGCUCGGGGCCCAAGAAGAAGAAGAAAACAAAGGAGAAAAAAGAUAAAAAGAAGAAGGAUUCAGCCAAAAGUGGAGGCCCGGGUUCAACUUUGAGGUCUUUGCCACCCCCACUAGGAAGCCUAGCUUCUCUCAGUGGUCUCGAUGCUCCUGUCCUUGGUCCAAUCUCUGGAUCUGCAUUCCCACGCUCACUCGGAUCUGGGGGACUGGAACCCCUCAAAGCAUCUCCUGGGCCUCUUGGGGUACUCCGUAGCAGCGGUGCUACAAGUGUUUUAAGCUCCAAGAAGGAAGAAAAAGUAUAUCUUACCGUGCCUGGCUUUGAUGAUGCUGAUGAAAAUGAGUCAAGUCAGCAGUCUUCAGACUGGGAACUGAUGAACCUUCACCUAGAUAUGGAUGACCUCAAAGCGGGCAUACAGUAUGAGGACAGUGAUGCUAGUGCUGUAGCGCGAGCAGAGGAAAGGACUGAACCAGAAAUGCAGGACAUAUCUGGGGGCCAGAGCUCUGAACCACCAUCACGACAGGACUCUUUGGGGGGCCACCGCGUGUCCCCUCUGGCAGUUCGAAACCUUCUCAGUGAGGCUGUGAUCGAAGGAGGAGAGGCUUUUGAGGAGAGAGAGGACAAAAAACAAGCCCAAGAUAAAUACGAGGAAGCAGAUGAGAAAAGUGGACACAAAAAAGGGGAUGAGGGUGAUAUCCACCAAGAGCAGGGGGGUGGUCACGGGACUCUAGAAAACGAGCAAAGGGAAUCCAGUGAUGAUGAGAGUGAAAAGAAAGGCAAAGGAGAUGGUGGAGGAAUAGACUUUUUUCAAGACAGGGAGAAUUGGGAGAAUGUAGUUGACAAAGAUGGCAGACCUGAAAAAAGAGUCCAGCAUGAUGAGAUCUGUGACAGGGAGAUGAUGGAGUGUGCAGAAGUGAUGGAGAAAAAAGAUUUGCAAGAGAAAGAGGAAUGCAAUAAUCUCAUUGAGCAUUCUCAAAAUAAUGACACAGACAUGAAGGAAAGUGACCAUGAGGGAGUUGUGCAUAAGAUAAUUGCAGAUGAUUAUGGUGGACAAGAUGGAGGAGAGGAAGAAAAUGGUGAAAGUCAUGCAGAUUUGGAGCGAUGCUCCCUGAGCCAGAGGAAGUUGACAGAUGAUGAAGAUGAAGUUUUGGAGAGUUGUGUAGCCAGUGAUAGAGAAACACAGUGGGAGAGAAAAGAGUUUAAAGAUGAAUCAGAUGGCCAAAAGGCUGAAUCAGCAUCUCUGAAUGAGGAGGAGACCAUGGAGUGUUUUGAGAUGGAAACAGCUCAAUCUGCCUUCCAAGGCAAGAAGGCAACACUGGGUGCCCUUAAAGUGUGCCACCAAAAGAGGAAACCUGGCAAGAUGGACAGUGUGAAUAAUAAAGCCUUCCUUCCUGCAGAGAUGUCAGAAAAGGUUUUGGACCUUAAUGAUCUGUCUGGCCCUGUGAGUCCAUUUGAGGACAAUGAUGCCGGAGAUGUGGAAGAUGAGAUGGAUAAGUAUAUAAAGGGCGAGGUUGCCAAGAGGCAUUUGCAGCCUGCAGAUAAAGACAAAUCAUCUCCUGAAGUAGACAGACUUGUGGUCCACCAUUCAAGUGUUCAAAACCAACAAACAGCAACUGGUCGCAGCUCAGCUCUGAAUCUACACAGGCCUGAAACAUCUAGAGGUCGGCUGUCCCGAACUUCCAGCUCUCAAAUCAAUGACGCAGAAACUACCAUACAGAAUUAUGUGACUCCAUUGGAGAAAGAAUCAAACUUUGGAAUCUGGAAAAAUGAAAAGGAGGAAGAAAGUGAGUUGAGGAAGACUGAAAAAGAAAAAAGUCAAAAAGCAAGGAGCAGGGAGGAAGACAGACAGAGUGGGAAUGCCAUUUGGGGAGUGGAGGAGAGCAAAGAGCAAAUAAUGGGGGAGAAGAACAGCAGGUUAUUUCAUCUCCAGGAGACAAUUAGCAGAGAGGAAGAAGAUGAAAAGGAAUGUUUGAAAAGAGAGAAGGAGGAGCGAAUAUCUUUCCUCAUUGAAGAGCUAAAGAGAGAGGAGGAGGCAGAGAAGGACCAAUUAAUGCAAGACAAGGAGAGGAGAAAGUGUCUCCUCCAGGAGGAGUUGAGAAGCAAAGAACAGGAGGAGGAGAAGCUUCGAGAAGAGAGUGAAGAAAAACUGAGGGCUCUGAAACAGCAUCUUUUGUCCAAGAGGCAAGAAGAGGAAGUCAAGUUAAACAAAGAGUCUCACAGGAUGUUGGAGGCACUGAAAGAGUCUGCUCUGAAGGAGAGAGAGAAGCAGCUUCAUGAGCUCAGGGAGGAGAGUGAAGCCAUGUUAAAAGAAUUACGUAUUACACUUGAAGAAGAAAAGGCAGCCGAGCGUGACCGGUUGGAGGGUCAAAAGAGGCUGGACAUUGAGCGUCUGAAGGCUGAGUCAGAAGAAAAGCUGCAAGCAGAGAAAGAGAAACUCCAGGAAGAGAAGCUAAACCCUUUUAAACAGGAGUUAAAAAGGUUCCCUGGCACAGAGAGGAGGAGGGAGCUGAUUGGUCCAGGACCUGAACAGCAACUAACAGAGUACCACAGAGAGCUGUCUGAUUUGCUCCUGGAAGUAAGGGAGGAAGUGCAGCGUGACCAUGAGAAGAAGCUAGAACAGCUGAGGGAGGAACACAGGCGAGAGCUGAACAUCAUCAGAGAGAAACAACUGGAGGAGGAAAGUAUCCAGAGGGACCGCUUCCUUACAACUCAGCAGUUUGACAGAGACCAUCUUCAGGCCUCACAUGCUCUACAGCUGGAAAGACUCCGCAAGCAACUUGACAGUGAGAUAGAGAAGGCACAACUGACACAUUCACACAGGGAAUCAGAACUUAAGGAUCUAAUCAGUCAGUUGGAGCUGAGAGCAAAAGAGCUGAAGAGAGAGGAAGAAAUGCUGUACAGCAAGACAGCGGAUCUGAAGAGGAAGAGGAAGAUACUUGGGGAAGAAGAGGAAGAUGUAGACAAACGGACAGGGGCCUUACACAAAGUGACCCUGGAGAGAGAACAGCUGAAGCUGGAGCUGGAGCGAAUGAGGGAGGAGCAAUCUCACACUCGAGAACUCCUCCGCGUGGUGCGGGAGGAGAGGAAUGAGGCCCGGCAGGAGGAGGAGAGGUUGACGGAGGAGCGAGACAAAGUCAGAGAGGAAGGCAGGAAGGCGAAGGAGCAAAAAGAGCGACUGGAGAGCAAGGUGGCCCUUUUGGAGGAAAGAUGCAACCGGCUCAGUCGCAGAGUCAGUGAGUUGGAAAUAUGUGGGGGCUGUACCAUCAGACAAAACAUGGACAAAAACAAGGUGAUGUCGCCCCCCAGUGGCCACAGAGACUCAUCACUACAUGUAAAUGACCUGGAGGACCCGCUUCGCUGCACUGUACCUGACAGUAACGGCGACAACAUUGAAUUUGGUGGAUUGAAUUCAUCCAUCCAAAAGACCAAAAUCUUCCUAGAGAAGGAGAGCAACCGACUAAUGCAGAGACAGACUUUGCAUGUGGCCCAGAGCAAUUCCACACAGCAAUCCAAGAUGGAUGGAAGGGUAACUCCGCAGACGGAGGCAAGAAAUGUGUCUGAACUGCAGGAGAUGGUUAAGAUUGGAAAUCCUCUCAACUGUAGAAAAGAACAACUUAAGCAGCUCGACAGUUCUAUAGCUGAGGAGUCAUUCCUUCAAGGUGCGUCGCUUUUGGCUGGAGAGAGGAAGGUCACCUUUAAUGUAACAGAUUCAGACCUCAGCAGCACUGUUGACGCACCCGAUGUGACAGGAGGCAGCAUGACAUUUUUGGCCAAAGUCCAGGAGUUAGCAGAGUCCCAACAGCAGAUCUCAGGCCAGCUCAACACUGUUUUAGGUGCUCUGGGCUCAUUAGCCCAGAAGCAGAGCAACACAUCUCUCCCAGGCUUCCCCGCAACACUGUCUCAUUCCACACCUGCCGCAAGCGCUUCACCCACUACAGGCCCAACCUCUUUAGGCCAACCUAACCCACUUUGGAAGUCAUCAACCCAAGGCGGCUCUGGAACGACUACCUAUCCGGACAGCUCCAUCACGAGUGGACUGAGAUCUUCUGAGGAUGUCACUCUCCGCAGAUGGAGAGAGAUCUUUCCUGAAGCAGCAGCACUCAACUCCAUUACCCUGAGGACAUACACAUCACAUGCAUCCUAUACUCCUGCUAGCCUGCACGUUCAAAAGUCAGUGAAAGUGGAUGGCCGUAGACUGCAGAAACUGAUUGACAGCAACAAGAGGUGGCUGGAGAUGCGAAAGAAAGACAGCAGCAUACCUCUGUUCACCCGCUAUCAGGCUUCGUCCUCCCAGAGCAACCUUGUCCAGCUGGGCCUGGAUGACAAGGACCAGAUCAGAGUCUACCAUUACUGAUGACACAACACACUGCGGAGUCCUGCUGGACUUGCUCUCUGAGGACUUUGGAGAACAAAUGGCAGCACAACUGCCAUAAUGCUUUUCCAAUGUGACACUAGUAAUUCAGUUCUAUAAAUAAUUUGUUUAUUCUGUGAAUCUUAGCUAUGUGGUGCUAUAGGUCGGAGACACAGCCUCCAUCAAGGUCUUUUCCUAUUUUUGACUAAAUACGUUCAGCUCUGGUCCACAACAAGACACAAAAAGUCCUGCAUUUAUUUAUUUAGACUGUUAGAGAUGACCAUGUACCUGAAGUUGCUACUGAUGUGUCAUUUUUCUACCCGUCCAACUAUUCAAUGUGGUUGCAUUUGAAGCAAAAACCCUGUGCUGGACACAGGCAGCCUUUAGUCAGUAAUUUCCAGAGAUUCCUUCUCAUUGUUCAAGCAAGAAUCUUACUUAAUAUGUCAGAAAACUGAAACGAGGCCCUCAAAGGUCAUCAGUCAUGGUUUCAUGUUUUUUUCUGUUUAAAAACAAAACAACAAAAUCAAUCUUUCAAGCACUACACUCUGUGUUCUGUGUGUUUUAUAGUUGUUCUUAAUGUUUGAUGAUAAUUUUGUCUCUGUAAAUGUUUUUGUGAGAGACUUGUAUGUAUUAUAUUUUCCCCGCUCGAAUCUUUAAAACCCAAAUAAAUGACUGCUCAUUAGGUUGCAGCCACUUCACCUCAUCAGUAGUUGCGAGCUUUACGUAUUUGUAUAUUUGUAUACUAAAUGUUUCCAUAAGUCAAUUUUUUUAAUGUCAUUAGUAUAUUUUUGCAUUUUAUGUAAACAAAGUUAUUUUAAAUUCGGAAUUGGACAUAUAUGUGCUGAAUAUGAAUCACUUAUUGUACAGAGCAUAUUCCAGUGGAGUAAAAGGUCACAUUGUAAAACUGGUUUCUUCUCA
Molecule: messenger RNA, 5757 nt
Organism: Phyllopteryx taeniolatus (common seadragon)
Lineage: Eukaryota; Metazoa; Chordata; Actinopteri; Syngnathiformes; Syngnathidae
Product: centrosomal protein of 164 kDa-like
Exons: 27
Coding region: 166-4842 (1558 amino acids)
Molecular function (GO): protein binding
Source: RefSeq, a predicted model, not a curated record